UUGUUAGUGGAAAUAGAUUAUACAUCACUUACACUUACCUUGACCGUCCUCUGAUUAAUCAUUCUAUUGAUAGUGUGUAAAUGAACGGACAUGACAGCAAGCAGACAAUAGGUGGGAACAUUGCUGAUAUGAGUGGACAAGCAACUGGUAGUGUUAGUCAUCUUGGCAUUAUGCAUACAGCCAUUGCACUCUGUUGAUGUGGAGUGCAUUGGAAGCAAGGGAGAACCGGGUAUUCCCGGAGUUCCGGGUCCUCCAGGAAGACAGGGACCAGUAGGAAAACAAGGAGCAGCAGGAAUUUCAGGCGGCACCGGCUUGAAGAUAAAUGAUUGGCAUUUAUGUGACUGGCUUGUCAAUUAUUCAUUGUUUGUAAUUUCUUUUUAAGGUGAGGUAGGAGCUGAAGGUGCAGUUGGUCCACCAGGUAAACAGGGAGUGCAAGGUGUGAUGGGUCGUGCAGGUCCACCCGGACCUCAAGGUCCUCUAGGGAAAAGUGGAAUGAUGGGUCCACCGGGACCCAGAGGUCCUCCAGGACAAACAGGAGGACAUGGAGAGAAGGGGGAACGAGGAGUGGAGGGUCCAAGAGGUUUGGCUGGAUUAGAUGGCAUUCCGGGUGCUGCAGGUCCCAUCGGACCCGUAGGAUCACGUGGACCAUUAGGAGUGAAGGGUGAUCGUGGAUUACCCGGAGCAAAGGGAGAAGCCGGACCACAAGGUCAUCCUGGUCCAGAGAUGAGUGAAGAUGUGUUGAGACGCUAUUUUUCUCCAGUCAAGGGACUGGCAGAGAGGAUGAAACGACUGGAGGAUUGGAAAGAAGAGGUAGACAAGCAAAGAGAGUGGACAAAGAGUAGAACGAAUGAGAGUAGAGUGACUGUUGCAGCACAUCUUGUAGGAUCAUCAGCCAGAUGGUAUACUAUAUCAGGUGUGAUAACCUACUGGCAAACAAGCAGUCCAUCAUUCUUACUGGGUGCCAUCACAUACAGCAAUGGAGCUCUUACAAUUCCAUCUGAUGGUGUUUACUAUAUUUAUACACAUCUCUACUUAAAUGACAAUAGUGGCAAUUACAUUCAACCUUACAUCAGAGUAAAUGGCAAUAUUGCUUUGUACAUUUCAAGUUACCAUCAUCAUGGUGAAGGCAAAACCAAGCACGCUGGUCUACUUCAGCAGCUGAAAAAAGGUGAUAGCGUUGACAUAUAUGGUGGAGGAUUUCAACACUUCAUGGGCUCUACUUAUUCAGUUUUUGGUAUUUUUAAGAUCUACUAGACGCAUGUUGUUGAGAAUGAGAAUGUCAAUUAAUUAAGUGAUAAGUGUGAGUGUCAAAUGACUCUCAAUGUGAUCAUGUUUAAUAGUAAUUGUAGUUGUGACUGUGUAUGUUGGACUGUAGAGUGACCAUUCA
Molecule: messenger RNA, 1387 nt
Organism: Corticium candelabrum
Lineage: Eukaryota; Metazoa; Porifera; Homoscleromorpha; Homosclerophorida; Plakinidae
Product: collectin-12-like
Exons: 13
Coding region: 442-1254 (270 amino acids)
Biological process (GO): immune response
Cellular component (GO): membrane
Molecular function (GO): tumor necrosis factor receptor binding
Source: RefSeq, a predicted model, not a curated record